GAGCUGUACAUUCGAUCACCUGCAGCUUGCUUCAACACCACCUUCCAUUUGCCUGGGCAUCUCCGCACUGCAUUGCGCGAUUGCUCAGAUUUGAUCUGCCGGCAGCAUGACGGGCGACUUCAAGCUGUCGGCCACGUUGCGUGGCCACGAGGAAGAUGUCAGAGCAGUCGUCUUCCCGAACGGCCAUCUCCUCUUUUCCGCUUCUCGAGAUAACACCGUCCGGCAAUGGAGCCUCACAUCGCCGAAACCGCCCGCCUUCGACGACACCAUCGCACUGAAGGGCUCACAUUGGUUCAACGGACUGGCAUACGCUCCGCCAUCGCAGCAGCAUCCUAAGGGUGUAGUUGCAGCCGGUGGCCGCGAGACUUUCGUGUUUGUAAAGCAGGUCGGACAGUCGCCAGACGAGGAUGCUCAUCGCAUGCUUAUUGGGCAUGCGGGCAACAUCACCUGUCUCGCGCUCACCGAGGAUGGUAGCAAAGUGGUCAGUGGAGGCUGGGACAGUCAGGUCUUUCUAUGGGACAUCGAGGGCGGCAAUGUAAUUGCAGAGCUGCAAGGUCAUGAUGGGCCAGUGUGGGGUGUUGAGAUAUACGACAGCAAAUUCAUCUUGACGGCAUGUGCGGACAAAAUCAUUCGAGUGUUUGAUUUCAACGGGAAAUUGCACCAGGCGAUCAAAGGGCAUACAGACGUUGUUCGGUGCUUCGCGAAGCUGCCAUCUGACCACUGGUCUGGUGGUGCUGUGGCCUCUGCGGGCAAUGAUGAAGUUAUUCGGAUAUGGACUCUGGAUGGGCAGCCAAUUGGUGAGCUCGAGGGACACACGGCGUAUAUCUACGAUCUGGCCAUUCUACCGAAUGGAGAUCUGGUGAGCUCGUCGGAAGAUCGCACAGUCAAGAUAUGGAGAAACGGACAAUGCAUACAGACCAUUACGCAUCCCGCGAUCAGCAUCUGGACUGUUGCGGCUUGUCCAGAGACCGGCGACAUCGUCAGUGGAGCGAGCGACAACGUCAUUCGAAUCUUCUCUCGCGAUCCAGAACGACAAGCAGAUGCAGAGACUAUCGCGAAGUUCGACGAGACAAACCGCAUGUACGCGAUACCUGCAGAGACUGCGGCCCAAGGCCAGCCGUUUCAAAAGGAGAAUCUACCAAGCCCAGAGGCACUCCAAACACAAGUUGGUCAAAAGGAUGGUCAGCAACUCUUCAUACGAGAACAUGACGGGAGCGUAACUGCUCACUUGUGGGCUUCUUCUACGAGUCAGUGGAACUUGAUUGGGACAGUCGUAGAGGGAGAAGGGACAGGCGCCAAGAAGAAGACGUACAAUGGACAAGAAUACGACUACGUCUUCGACAUCGAUAUCGAGGAUGGCAAGCCUCCUCUCAAGUUACCUUACAAUCUGACAGAGAGCUCUUGGGACGCAGCACGAAAAUUUCUGGAACGAAACGAACUUCCCAUGACAUAUUACGAGCAGGUCGCGAAUUGGAUCUCAGACAACACCAAAGGCGCCAAAUUUGGCCAAGGCUCCGGCGCUUCCAAUCCUCCCCCACAAGCGCGAGAUCCUUGGGGAAGUGACAGUCGAUACCGACCUGGAGAUGCUGGCUCUGCCUCAGUCUCCGGACAGCGAAAGCUGCCGCAACGAUCAUAUGUUGAGAUCAUCGAAGGCAACCCCAUCAACGCUAUCAACAUUAUUGUUCAAAAGUCAGGAGAGUUGGGCGGCGUACAGUCUGACGAGCUUGAAGCGCUGAAGAAGCUCUCUACGCAGCUUCAGAACAAGCAGGAUCCACGACCGACAGACACGCAAACCUCAACACUACUGAAGAUCGCCUCAACAUGGCCGACAAAGAGUAAGGUGCCUGCAGUCGGCGUACUCGCACUACUGGCCGUUUCACCUUCCUUCAUCAGCACGACCUGUAGUGGGGACAAGACAAUCGUCGACACCCUGGCCAGCGCUGGUGUACUUCAGCCUCAUCAAGAAACAGCGAACAAUGCCGUGCAUUCCAUCCGGCUCCUCGCGAACUUGUUCAAAACCGAUGCUGGAUGCCUAAUUGCAGAUGGCACUUUCGACGCUGCUCUCAAACUCGUCCGGUCAUACGCAUCCGAACCAGAAUCGCCUGCUCAAGUCAGGGCCCUUGCCACGCUGUACCUGAACUACGCGGUACUGUUGACAAGCCAAGCCCCGGCUAACGAAGCUUCACGGCGAGAGGCUCGCGCCAAAGCUCUCCUCCUCGACAUCGCUGGGAUAUUAGAGAGCGACAGUCCUCAUGUAUCCGAUGCUGAUAGCUUCUAUCGCGCCCUUGCUGCGCUCGGAACAUUACUCACGCUUGGAUCCGAUUUCAGGGCUGCAUACAAGGGUGCACUGGGCGGCACUCUGGAGCUGGUGCGUCGCAAGCCAGCCGCACAGUCCCAGAACGUGAAGGAGCUUCUGGCCGAGGUUCAAGAUGAGCUGCGAGGUUGAGUAGAUUACGCGAAGCAUGAGGGAUGACAUCUUUAAUGAGGCUACGCUAGAUCACCUUUGAUGCUUUCAUUGCAUAGCGUAGCGGACGAAAAAGCUUGACUGGCAUGUUCAUACGACGGAUAGACCUUUAUAGACGUUGAAUAAUGCAAAGAUCAU
Messenger RNA from Cercospora beticola, 2602 nucleotides. RefSeq names its product Doa1p (gene DOA1). Gene Ontology annotation, molecular function: ubiquitin binding. Gene Ontology annotation, biological process: proteasome-mediated ubiquitin-dependent protein catabolic process; ubiquitin recycling. NCBI's taxonomy places the organism in Eukaryota, Fungi, Ascomycota, Dothideomycetes, Mycosphaerellales, Mycosphaerellaceae. The record is from RefSeq and is a predicted model, not a curated record. Gene Ontology annotation, cellular component: nucleus; cytoplasm.